AUGUCCAGACUAACGUACGGCCAGGGGGUAUCGCCCUCGAUCACGCCACACCGGUACCUCACGUCCAUUCACGAUAUCACGAUUAAGCGGUGCUGGCAAGGCUUGAACAAGCAUGUGGUUGAGCCUGUCCGGGAGGUGAUUGCGCAAGGAAGGGAAGAGGGAGGUUUUGUGAGCACGAACGAUGCGCACAUACGAGUUUUUUGGUUUCUCUUUGUACCACUGGUCAUCAGCUCCCUCAACAAGUUCAUCAUCAUCCACAAUCAUCACAAGGUCCGAUAUCAGCCGGAGAAACGCGGCCCAUCCGGGUGCAGGCGGAUAGACGUGUGGAAACGACCUGCAGACUUUGGCGGUGAGCAACACCUCAUCCCUCUCACUGAUGAGGCCCGCGGUAUUCUUGAGGUCUGGAGCGAAGAUGCCUACCGUGAGGGGCAGAUGCAGUGGCUGACACCGGCCGAGUACGAAAUCUGUACUGCUGGGCUGGAGACCUUGGGGGUGACAGAGCGCUGGCACUAUUAUGAUGUGUGGGCCUUAUUCUCGAGGCUGAUUGCCGUGGUGAUUGAUGACUUGUAUCUGGAGCUGCAGAGGCAGUCUGACGAAGUAGACACGGAUUAG
Messenger RNA from Cryptococcus amylolentus CBS 6039, 612 nucleotides. RefSeq lists its product as hypothetical. The transcript is spliced from 2 exons. Bases 1 to 612 code for a protein of 203 amino acids. The record is from RefSeq and is a predicted model, not a curated record. NCBI's taxonomy places the organism in Eukaryota, Fungi, Basidiomycota, Tremellomycetes, Tremellales, Cryptococcaceae.